AUGCCUAUUCCUAAUGGCCUUACUUGGUCACUAAGGAAAAUAUGUCAAUACAGAGAGGUGUUCAUACAAAAUGGAGGAUUUGGUCAGUUUGUUACAGCAGGAAAGUUCAGAAUACAGAAAAUAUACAAACACCUGCAUGAUGGGGGAGCUCAUGUUGAGUGGAGAAAAUUCAUUUGUAACAACAAGGCCAGACCAAAGAGUACUUUCAUUACUUGGCUUGUUGUACAGAACAGGAUCUUAGCAUCUAUAGGGGGUUACAAUGCUGGCAAGAGGAAUUUAGAUGGGCUGCAAAGAAAAGCAAAAGCUCCAGGAAGAACGAUGUCAUCUAUAGCAUGGCGUUCACUGAAACUGUGUAUGCAGGCAUUUUAUGUAGGAACGUCCUCACUAGAAGAGCUAGCGAGCAUAGAAAAAUGUUGCACCUUUCGUGGUAGCUUGGCAAAACUAAACGCUGAAACAGGUAAAAUCCUAUGGCAAACCUAUAUGCUACCAUAUAACAAAGGCAAAAGAGGAGAGUACUCAGGUGCAGCUAUAUGGGGUAGCAGCCCUUCGAUCGAUGUGUCGAGAAAACUUGUCUACAUUGCCACAGGGAACCUGUACUCGGCUCCAGAUUGUGUCGAGGCAUGCCAAGAAAGAGAAAACAACCAGACUAUCCCUACACAAUCAGAGGAGUGUAUAGAGCCUGAAAACCAUGAGAACUCUAUUUUGGAAUUAGAGUUGGAGACUGGAAAUAUUAAGUGGUACCGUCAGUUAGGAGGGUAUGAUGUAUGGUUUGCUAAAUGUAUGAAUCUUUUAACCCCUAAUUGUCCUCCGGGGCCUAACCCUGAUGCUGAUUUUGGCGAGGCCCCAAUGUUGUUGAGUGUGGAGGUCAAAGGGUGUCCAACACGAAGACUAGAUGUUGUUGUUGCUGUUCAAAUGAGUGGGAUUGCUUGUGCUUUGGAUAGGGAUACUGGGGACAUCAUUUGGAUCACGGAGGCUGGAACAGGAGGCAUGAAGGGAGGAGCCAUAUGGGGAGCCGCUACAGAUGGAAGAAGAGUAUACACCAACAUUUCCAAUAGUGACUUCAAGAAUUUCACUCUUAAGCCCUCGAACAUAACCACAAAAGCAGGAGGAUGGGUGGCCAUCGAUCCUCGAGGUGGUGAAAUCUUAUGGACCACUAACACUAGCGACGGUGUUAGCUUCGGCCCUGUAACGAUAGCUAAUGGUGUUGUGUUCGCCGGAUCGUACGAUAAGCAAGGUAAUAUAUAUGCAAUGGAUGCCAAGACAGGGGUUGUUUUGUGGUCAUAUGAGACUGGAUCAGAAGUAUAUGGGGGUGUAUCAGUUGGUGAUGGCUGUGUAUAUGUUGCUAAUGGUUAUUGGACUGCUGGAAAGUCAUUGUUUCCAUUCUGCAUUUGA
Molecule: messenger RNA, 1392 nt
Organism: Spinacia oleracea (spinach)
Lineage: Eukaryota; Viridiplantae; Streptophyta; Magnoliopsida; Caryophyllales; Amaranthaceae
Source: RefSeq, a predicted model, not a curated record